Messenger RNA from Triticum aestivum (bread wheat), 924 nucleotides. RefSeq names its product serine/arginine repetitive matrix protein 1. Lineage: Eukaryota; Viridiplantae; Streptophyta; Magnoliopsida; Poales; Poaceae. The coding region runs from base 1 to 657 and encodes 218 amino acids. The transcript is spliced from 2 exons. The record is from RefSeq and is a predicted model, not a curated record.
AUGCCGCCGCCCGGCCUCGUCGCAUCCAUCACACGCGGGGGGCAUGCGGUGCGCAUCUUCCCUCGCCCGGCCCCGUCAGCCACCAGGCGGCACGUCGGCGCCUCCUCGGCCAUCACGCCGCGGUGUCACGUCAGUCAGUCACGCACGCCGCGGCAGCCGCGCCGCGCGCCACCUUGCCGCACCCGCACGCCACCUUCCCCGUACCAGGCCGCCGUCGCCGCGGCCGCCACCCCGUCCAAGACCGCCAGGCAGUGCCGCCACAAGGUCGAGAAGCUCCGCCGCCGCCUCCGCUCCAAGCGCCGCCGCCCUUGCCCCAUCCUCGACGGCAUAGAUCUGCUCGACGACCCUUCGUCGUCCCCCUCGCGCUCCCACUCCCCGUCCCCGCCGCCGCCCGCCUCCCCGCUUCCCCCCUCUCCCUCCCCGCCCAAGAAGAGGAGGCGGCCCGAUCCCGAUGAAGAAGGGUAUUAUGCCGGGGAGAGCGACGUGGUGCAGGCGGUGAGGGCGAUCGGAGAGGGAUUCGUGCGCGCCGAGCUGAGGAGGAUGGAGGCGGCGAGGGAGUCGCAGCGGAUGCGCAUGGAGAUGGCCCUGCGGCACCUCGACGCGCAGCGCCGGCUCCUGGACGGCCUCGUUGGCCGCAUCGUCGACGCGUUGGAGUGAAGCGGUGGCGCGGCAAAGGUGUCCCCUCCUUUCAAGAUCUUUCGUGCUUUCUCCUGGUUACACACCCCCUGGCGAGUUGAGGUGUUUAGAGCUACGUCCUUCAUAUACUCCAUGUACCUGUGAUGGUCUGAUGGAUCAUGGUUGUCUCAUCACAUAGAUGUAGAUGCGUAGAGAGCAAAUCCUGCUGCUUUUACUGUCUUCUGUAUAGUUGUCUGGCCGAGUGGAAGCACUUCUUAUGGGAAAGAAAUGGAUCUUGAGUUUUCUUCA